Messenger RNA from Paramecium pentaurelia, 980 nucleotides. The record is from the annotation of a GenBank genome assembly. Lineage: Eukaryota; Ciliophora; Oligohymenophorea; Peniculida; Parameciidae.
AUGAUUAAUCAAUUUUUAAGAAAUAUCAAAUUGCUUUAGAAUGUAAAGUAAUUGGUGUUAGGCAAUCCAACAGCUGACAUGGAUUCGUGUGUUGGAUCAAUUCUUUUAGCCUAUCAUAUGACAUAAUUUAAUAUCCCAACAGCACCAAUCAUUAAUUAUAAUAGACAAUCAUUUGGAUCUCAUUUUGAGACAAUUGAAUUAUUCAAUGUUGAUGAUUUGAUAUUUAUUAAUGAUGUGGAUUUAAAUUAAUAUGAUUUAAUUCUUUAUGAUCAUAAUGAUAUCAAAUAUACAAAUAAUCAAAUAGGUUGUAUCGAUCAUCAUGAGGAUAAAGGAUAGUAAUUUAGUCAAUUUAAAAAGAUAGAAAAAGUAGGUUCUGCAGUAACAUUGGUGGCAGAAUAUAUGUAAUUAGACAAGAAUUAUAAAUGUAAAUAAGAAAUUGUAGAAAUAUCCUAAUUGAUAAUGAAGACAAUAUUGAUAGAUACAUUCAAUUUUCAAUAAAAUCAAUAUCAAAUUAGAUGGGUGGAUAAAGAUAAAUAAAUUUUUGAUUUAUGCCAUUCAUUCUAUCCAUAAUUUAAUGCUUAAAUAGAGUAUUAACAUCUUACAGAUUUGAAAUAUGAUGUCAAAUUGAAUUUGCAACUCUCCCUCUCUUAACAAUUACUCAAAGAUUAUAAAAAGUUUUAUACUGUUGGAUAUUGUGUGAUUUUUAUCAAAUUAUAAGACUUAUUGUAGAAAUAUAAUGAAAUUUAAUUAAUCAAUGAAUUCAAUGAAUUUAUGAUAAGAGAAGAAUGUAAGACUCUGAUUGUUUUUUUUAUUCAUUAAGAAAAUGAGUAUAUAUAGAGAAGUAUGAUGAUAUAUGGAGAAAAUUAAUUAUAAAUAAUUAAGUAAUUAUCUAAAUUAAAAUUUGAAUAAUAACAAAGCCCUAUUGGCAAUUCAUUAUUACUCAAAGAUAUAGAUAAUGUUUAUAGCAGGAAAAUAAUUGA